Ostrea edulis (European flat oyster) is the source of this 2812-nucleotide messenger RNA. Its product is annotated as kelch-like protein 26. The transcript is spliced from 2 exons. Bases 73 to 1860 code for a protein of 595 amino acids. Gene Ontology annotation, molecular function: protein binding. NCBI's taxonomy places the organism in Eukaryota, Metazoa, Mollusca, Bivalvia, Ostreida, Ostreidae. The record is from RefSeq and is a predicted model, not a curated record.
AAAAUCCAAAACUUCCUGAAACAAAAUGUCAAACGAGAUUCGAGAACUAAGAUAGUCAUCAGUCAGCAAACCAUGCCGCUGUCACCAAGGAAGAUGACCCGCCAACUGAACCCAAGCGGGGCCGAAUUCAUCAACAAUAUGACAGACAAUACAUUGCCGCUGAUGGAAAUGUCUUUAAAGGCCAGAAAUCAUUUUGAGAAAAUUGUGCAAGGCCUAGAUGACUUGCGACAGAAGUCUUUACUUUGUGACUAUACUCUGAAAGCAGACGAGGAAAGUUUUGCAGUGCACAAAGUGGUUAUGGUGGCGUGCAGUGAUUAUUUUCAAGCAAUGUUGACCAGUAACAUGAAAGAAUGCCAUGAAGAUAUAGUGGAAUUGAAAGGAAUUUCAGCGAAUGGGUUGAAGAUCAUUGUUGACUUUGCAUACACAGGAGAACUCAAAUUAAACACACAGAAUGUUGAAGAUGUCCUGUCAGCUGCCACUCAUCUACAGGUCAGUGAUGCGAUGGAUUUAUGCAGCAAAUAUCUGGAAGCCUCAAUCUCUGUGCGAAACUGUGUCGACAUUCUAAACAUUGCAGAACUUUAUUCCCUCGUGUCUUUGUGUCAGGCGUCCAGACAAUUCAUGCUCCACAACUUUGAGGAACUAGCUGAAUCAGAACAGUAUUCAAUGAUGAAUAAUGUGCAGUUAGCACAACUUCUGGCAGAAAACAGUCUCCGGGUCUCUUCUGAGUUUUUGCUGUUUAAUCUCGUUCUAAAGUGGAUUCGCUACGACCCAGGAGAACGAGAACAAUUUGUGUCGGUGCUGAUAGAAAACAUCAAGCUUCCCCUGAUGUCGGGCGGAGAACUUGUGGAGAAGGUCAGUAAAGUUCCCAUCAUGAAGCAGAACCCCGACUGCAGCAAACUGCUCACAGAAGCCAAGGACUACCACAUUGUUGUCAGCAAGCAACCACUUCUUCAGAACAAGAGAACGGAGGUUCGCUCGGAUACAAAAGUUCUUGUCAUGUGUCAUGCUUCCAAUCUGGAGACCUUUAAUUUUGGAAGUAACAAGCGGGGCUACCUAAGGGAGGCUAUUGUUCCAUUGUACAAUCCUUCAGUUGCUGUGGUGGAUAAUUUUCUGUACACGUGUGGAGGAAAAUAUGAAGGUGCUGGAAGCAGCACAGACAUCGCAACAGCACGAUGCUUCAGAUACGACCCUAGAUUUGACACUUGGUUUGAGUUGGCCUCUAUGAAUGAACCUAGAAAAGACUUUGUAAUGCUGGCAUUGGACUCGAAACUCUAUGCAAUUGCAGGGCAGGAUGAAAACAAAGUGAUGCACACGGUAGAAUGCUAUGAUAUCACGACCAACGAAUGGGAGAUGAAACAGCCUCUGAGUCGGCAUGUUUAUGGCCAUGCUGGUUGUGUGUGCAGUGACAAAAUCUACGUAUCAGGAGGGCAGGUGUUUGUUGGAACUUGGAAAAAACUCUUUGCAUACAGUCCAAGUGAAGACACUUGGGAAGAGCGAGCUUCAAUGCUUCAAAACCGGCUCAAUCAUGUCAUGAUGGAAGUUAAAGAAAAGAUUUAUGUUAUUGGGGGAAACAUUGAGGAUGUGUAUGGGUUUCCGAUCCCGAUUGCAGAAAUAGAAAGAUACUGCCCGUCAGCCAAUCAAUGGACAGUCUGCAAAGCAAAAUUCAACAUUCGGGAAGCGGGCUCAUGUGUCUUGAACAAUACAAUUUUGAUUGUUGGAGGAAUAGGUGGAGAGCAUUAUGUGUCCGAGUAUGUGCAGAAGUAUGACCCAGAAAAAGACAAAGUGGAAAUAGUUGAACAUUUUGCCACCAGAAUCAAUGGAAAGGCUUGUGCAAUAUUAACUCUUCCUCAUUAUAUUUAGUACAUGUGACAGCAUUGCCUCAAGCCACACAUAUUGUCUCCAUUUACCCGUGACGAUGACGUAGCAGAAGAAAUUGCAAUGCCUUUCCCUAAAACACCCAAAAAAAUUCGGAACUGUAGACUAAAAGCUCAUUCGUUUUGCUACAAAUAAAUUCAUUUAAUUGUUAAAAUUUGACUGUGUCACAAAUGGUGUAGCAAUACAGAUUAUUUAUUGUAGCUGUAUUGACAUUUGUGUGUGGGUAUAUUACUGCGUAUUUUAAAAUUUGAAAGUGUUAUGCUAUUCAAGAGUCUGCCACCAUAUGCAUUUUAUUUGUGGUAAGCUACUUGGCUGGGUUUUCUUUCUGAGAGUUUAAUAGUGUGUUAAUCAAAUUAUGAGGGCGGUGUCUCACGGUGAGAUGUUGUGUUGUUUAUUAAGUGAUAUACCAUGUUCAUGUCUAUUUUUCUUUACUUUAUUUAAUUCUUCUCUUUGAUAUACAUGUAUAUAUAUAUCAUGUUAAAAUGGCAUAUCAGAUUACAGUAUUAAUGAAUUUUAAGGGAAAAUUUACUAUAAAGCUUUUAUUUUCAUAAAUAUAGGAUAUUUUUCAAAUUAGUACCUGUAUUGUUUUUUGAGGACUUUGAUAUUGGAUAUCAGAUUCUGCUUUUUAAAUUCCAAUUUUGAUGUGUUUUAAAAAAAUCAUCUUGUACUUAAUGAUAAUGUACCAAUGGAUAGUUUCAGUUUGCAUUUAUGAUAAGAUGCCCUCCAUUCUGCUCAUGUAAUAUGAUAAUUCAGCCCCAGUUUUGCAUUUUGUAACCAAGGCUAAUGUAUUGAUGAGUCCAUUACUAGAUUCUGUUCCGUGAUUGUCGUAGCCUUUAGGGACAUGUUUGUACAUUUCAUUACCGUCUUUUUACCACACCCACUAGGAUAACGGGCAGCAUUGCUGUUGAUGUUUAAGAAUAAACAAAUUUUAAAAGUG